AUGGCUGCACAGGGCGGUACAAGCGACGUACAACAAAUAGGAAAGGAUUUCUUGACUUGUGGUCUCUGUCUUGACUACUACAAGAACGCCAAAACACUACCAUGUCUACAUUCGUACUGUGAAACAUGUCUGGAUAAACUGGUAGAGAAAACAGCUGAAUUGAUCUGUCCACAAUGCCGGAAACGAUUCGACUGUGAUAAUCAAGAUAAAGCAGGUCAACUCGGUACCAAUCACAUGAUUAACGGUCUUGUAGAGUUCGUAAAAGCUCGUAACCGCCAGUCGGAUCGCGCAACCGAGGGAUUGAAAUGUGAAGCGUGUGACGUCACACAAGCUACCAGUAGAUGCAUGGACUGUCAAGUCAACUUCUGUUAUGGUUGCAUUCGAGUUCACUCGGUUGCAAGAUCACUUCGAGGUCAUCACGUAGUUUCUAUUCAACAGUACCUGGAAAGUACACCUCAUGUUUCCAAUCAUCGGCCAUCAUCGUUCUGUAAUAUCAAAGGUCACGAAAUGAAUGAAAUACAGUUCUAUUGUGAUACGUGUGAAGUUUCUAAUUGUCUUGCAUGUACCGUAGUUGGUCAUAGAGUUCCAGAACACAGACACAGAGAAGUAACUGAAGCGGCGAAAGAGUUUGCCACUAAACUGGAAGAUCGGAACGAGAAAUUGAGACCGAAAGAAAACGAGUCCAAUAUAUCCUGCACACAAGCCACACAGGAAAUGAUUACCAUACAAGAACUGUACGAACAACAAGUAACAAAAGUGAAGCAACACGUCGAACAUCUUAUCAAGAAAGCGAGAAGUGACGAAGAAAAGAUUCUUACCAUCUUAAAAAAAGAGCACGAUAAGCGAAAGAAAUUUCUAGAAUGUGAAAUUGACAGAUAUGAGAUGUCUGAGAAGAAUAUCAGAAGUACUUGCAGUUUUAUUGAUGCGUUGAUACAGUACGGUGCUGAUGGAAGACAACCUAAAUACCCUGCGGCCAUGAAAUAUCCCAAAACAGUAGCUGAACUCUAG
Messenger RNA from Saccoglossus kowalevskii, 1008 nucleotides. RefSeq names its product E3 ubiquitin-protein ligase TRIM56-like. Gene Ontology annotation, biological process: protein ubiquitination. The record is from RefSeq and is a predicted model, not a curated record. NCBI's taxonomy places the organism in Eukaryota, Metazoa, Hemichordata, Enteropneusta, Harrimaniidae. Gene Ontology annotation, molecular function: protein binding; zinc ion binding; ubiquitin-protein transferase activity.